AUGCUUGGUCGUAAAAGGACCAUCUUCAUCGGAUCAUGCAUCAUGAUUGUUGGUGCUGCGAUACAGGCUGCCUCGUUUAGUCUCGGCCAGCUCAUUGCCGCCCGCUUGAUUACCGGUUUCGGAAACGGCAUGAAUACAUCCACGGUGCCUACAUGGCAGUCAGAAACAUCCAAGGCACACCGAAGAGGUCAAAUGGUAAUGAUCGAAGGGUCUCUCAUCGUCUUUGGCGUGAUGCUCUCGUACUGGAUCGAUCUCGGUUUCUCCUUUCUUGAGCCAUCCACCAUCUCGUGGCGCUUCCCGAUUGCCUUCCAAAUCGUCUUGGCAAUUUUCAUUGUCGUGCUCAUUCCGGGUCUGCCCGAGUCCCCACGAUGGUUGAUUCUCAAGGGUCGCGACGAGGAAGCCGUCAGAGUCCUCUGCGCCUUGUCUGAACUGCCGCCCGAGGAUCCCAAUAUCCAGGCAGAUUACAAGGCCAUGAAGGAUGUUGUUUUCGAGAUGGAGAAGGGUUCCUUUUCUGAUUGCUUCAAACGCAAUAAGAGCAGAAAUCUUCACCGAACAAUCCUGGCUUAUGUCAACCAAAUGUUCCAGCAAAUAUCCGGUAUCAACAUCAUCACUUAUUAUGCAGCCACCAUCUUUGAGAAUAAUAUUGGUCUCAGCGGUUUCCUCAGCCGGCUCUUGGCUGCACUGAACGGAACAGAGUAUUUCAUCGCUUCAUGGGUAGCUAUCUUUACCAUUGAGAAAUUCGGUCGACGAGGCCUGAUGCUUUUCGGUGCAGCUGGGCAAGCCAUGUCCAUGGCAGUACUCGCCGGCACGACUUCCCAUGUUUCUACCGCUUCAGGUAUUGCUGCCGCGGUAUUCUUGUUUGUGUUUAAUUCCUUCUUUGCCAUUGGCUGGUUAGGCAUGACAUGGCUGUAUCCAGCAGAGAUUACACCUCUUCAGAUCAGAGCUCCAGCAAAUGCCAUCUCGACCACGGCAAACUGGAUCUUCAACUUCAUGGUUGUCAUGGUUACCCCCGUCGCUUUUGCCAAUAUUCAGUGGAAGACUUACGUCGUAUUUGCGUGCAUCAAUGCGGCGAUUGUGCCUUGCGUAUACUUCUUCUAUCCGGAAACCGCGGGACGCUCACUGGAGGAGAUGGACGAGAUCUUCCACGACGUCAGCGGUGCCAAGGGCGCUUUCGACGUUGUGCACGUGGCCAGGACCAAGCCGAGGCGCUACGGCAAGAAGGGUGAGCUCCUCAUCAACUAUGAUGAUACGCCCGAGGCGCAGCACGCCGCACGACGUCGAUCCAGCGCCGUCGGUGCCCCGGACGCGGAGAAGGCGCACGCCGAGCACGUCGGUCAUGGCAGCAACGGUGGAACCAACGAUUCAGCCGUUUAG
Pestalotiopsis fici W106-1 is the source of this 1374-nucleotide messenger RNA. RefSeq lists its product as uncharacterized. Gene Ontology annotation, biological process: transmembrane transport; carbohydrate transport. The record is from RefSeq and is a predicted model, not a curated record. Gene Ontology annotation, cellular component: membrane. The transcript has 7 exons. The coding region runs from base 1 to 1374 and encodes 457 amino acids. Lineage: Eukaryota; Fungi; Ascomycota; Sordariomycetes; Amphisphaeriales; Sporocadaceae. Gene Ontology annotation, molecular function: carbohydrate:proton symporter activity.